AGUGUCGGGGCCACAAGUACCGAGUGCAGAGCGAUAAGGGGAAUUCGGCACUACUAUAAAUAUGCCAUUUGGCAGCCUUCAAUUGCAACACUUUCAUCAUGUACAAGGGCACCCUUCUCUGCUCCCUGCUUUUGGGCCUGAUCCUGGCCCUCAGCUCCGCCUACAACGGCCAGGACAUCUACGCCGAGCCCAACUGCGCCAUCGUCGAGGAUCACGCCCGCAUGUUCCGCGACAUCUCCGACCCCACCCACUACUGGGUCUGCCGCGAUGGUCAGGAGAAGGCCGACUACAUCCAGUGCCCGGACAACUACGCCUUCAUGGAGAAGGAGCAGAGCUGCGUAGUCUGGGAGGAGUGGAAGUGGGUUGAGCCCUACACCAAAUAAACAGCCGACUCGUCUCGAGAACAGCAGAAAGUCUAA
Molecule: messenger RNA, 419 nt
Organism: Drosophila rhopaloa
Lineage: Eukaryota; Metazoa; Arthropoda; Insecta; Diptera; Drosophilidae
Exons: 2
Coding region: 99-383 (94 amino acids)
Cellular component (GO): extracellular region
Molecular function (GO): chitin binding
Source: RefSeq, a predicted model, not a curated record